Messenger RNA from Pecten maximus, 2404 nucleotides. Its product is annotated as glucose dehydrogenase [FAD, quinone]-like. Lineage: Eukaryota; Metazoa; Mollusca; Bivalvia; Pectinida; Pectinidae. The transcript is spliced from 12 exons. Bases 21 to 1889 code for a protein of 622 amino acids. Gene Ontology annotation, molecular function: oxidoreductase activity, acting on CH-OH group of donors; flavin adenine dinucleotide binding. The record is from RefSeq and is a predicted model, not a curated record.
CCUUAUUACCAGACUAGUUUAUGUCUGGCCGUCGGCAACAUUUACAAGUACAAGCAGUGGAUGGUCCUGGUAUCGAAUAUAUAUAUUUAGGGAUAAUGAGUAAACUCCUACUGACAUCGUGUGUGGCUGUUCUUGCUGCUGGUCUGUAUUUCUAUUCUGUCGGAAAACAUGAAAGUGAUACAGACUUCCCCGUAAGACUGAACGAGACCUAUGACUAUAUAAUAGUUGGGGCUGGUUCAGCUGGUUCCGUGUUGGCAUCACGUCUCUCUGAAGACCCGAACAAUGAUGUCCUCCUUCUGGAAGCUGGUGGCUCUACAGAAGACCCUAGAAUUCAGGUUCCUGGGGAAGCUGAACAGCUGGCAGGGUCCAAACACGACUGGAUGUAUGUUUCAGAACCACAGAAAGAUGCAUUCCUUGCCGUUAAAGAACAGAGGUCAUACUGGUCACGGGGAAAGGUUCUUGGAGGGUCAAGUGCUGUGAAUUAUUUACAAUAUUUCCGAUGCAGUCGCCAUGACUACGACAGCUGGGCCGAGGAAGGAUGCGAUGGUUGGAGCUACAAGGACGUCCUCCCAUAUUUCAUAAAAUCAGAAAAUAUCCAGAUAGAAGAAUUAAAGAAAUCAGGUUACCAUGGGAAAGAUGGACCAAUACCAAUAACCAAACCAGAAAUUACACCAAUGCAACAACUGUACAUGAACGCAGGAGUUGACCUGGGUUACAACAUCACUGAUUGUAACGGAGAAAACCAGAUAGGAUUUUGUUGGACACAGUCAAAUGUGAAAAAUGGUGAGCGAUGGAGCAACUACAGAGCUUUUGUUCAGCCUCACAUCAAUCGGAAUAACCUCCACAUUAGCCCCAACACAUUCACAACCAAGGUAAUAAUCAAGAACAAAAGAGCAGUUGGCGUGGAGUGUAUUAAGAAUGGCAGAAAACUCCGACUGUUUGCCAGGAAGGAAGUGAUUUUGUCUGCAGGCGCCUUAAACUCUCCUCAAUUGUUGAUGUUAUCUGGUGUUGGACCUAAAGAACAUCUGAAAAGCUACGGGAUUGAAGUACAUGCGGAUUUGCCUGUUGGAAAUAAUCUUCAAGAGCACGUAUCGCUCCCUCUGAUGUACAGUAUUAAUAUAUCCGAUUCAGUAACAUUGAAUGACAUGAUGUCCGUGUGGACUCGAAUGAAGUACAACCUUUUCGGCACAGGUUAUCUGUCGGCUUCUCUGUUUGAAGGAGUGGCAUUUGUAUAUGACGAUUUCAGUAAAAAGUACGACGCUGGAAGGACACCAGACUUUCAGUUACAUUUUGUCACUAAACAUAUCUUUACGCCAAGUAUGAAGAAUUUGGUAAACAUGCAUUUCAAAGAAGAGGUGGCAGAUAAGAUAUUCACUGCAAAAGAAGAUAUUGAAUCAAUCGCAAUAUACCCGAUCCUUCUUCACCCAAAGAGUAGAGGGACAGUUCGGCUGAGGAGUACUGAUCCUUUUGAUUACCCCAGAAUUGAUCCUCAUUUUCUUCAACACCAGGAUGAUGUCAAGAUGGCUGUUGAAAUGAUCCGUUUUGUGGAAAGAUUAGUGGACACAAAAACACUGCAAUCUAUCGGUAUGGACGUCAAUAGCAUGUCGCCUCUCUAUCAGCUGUGUAUUCAACACGACUUCCGGUCCGAUGCAUUUUGGGAAUGCUAUGUUCGGCACUUCAUAAUAAACCUCCACCAUGCAACAUCCACAUGUAGAAUGGGAGCUGUAGACGACAAGUCAGCUGUAGUUGAUCCACAGUUAAGAGUGAAGGGAAUUUCUGGUCUGCGUGUUGUCGACGCUUCUGUGAUGAGAAACUUACCUGGAGGCAAUACAAACGCUCCGGUGACAAUGAUUGCAGAGAAAGCUGCUGAUAUCAUUCGACAAAGCUGAACUCAAUAUUCACACACUGAAUCACUGAUUGACAUCAAUCUAAGUCUUGAAUUACUAAAUGACAAGCCAUUUUAACAUUCAUUCAAGAUCAAUUAUAUUUCUUAGUAAUACCAGUAAUAACCCGUGCGUUCGAGGUCAGAUGAGAGCACGAAUCAUAAACAAAUUAUCUCCCUUUGUCAUUUGUGUAGUUGUGCUGUAUAGCUGAUUAAGGCUCAAUGUACUAUCAUUUGCAUUACUGUACGUGUACUGAUUUUAGCGCACUCAUAUUCUAGCGGGUAUGUAGACUUAUUAGCGCACUCUUGAAUUCGCCCAAUCGUCACAAGAAUAUUUCUAAAUUAGCAGUAGUACACUUCUCUGAUAACCGGUAGGCUUACAAACAUCAACUGUGUAAAAGUAAGAUAAUCACGGGCCCUUUUUAUUCCGAAACUGACUAUACUAUACAUGUGAGUUGACCAUUCUACCUAACAAAUAUCGGUAUUGCGUUGUACUAAUAAAUAGUAAACAAAACAAAUGUC